Messenger RNA from Diuraphis noxia (Russian wheat aphid), 13809 nucleotides. It is a transcript of the gene LRP1, whose product is annotated as LDL receptor protein 1. The record is from RefSeq and is a predicted model, not a curated record. Gene Ontology annotation, cellular component: plasma membrane; signaling receptor complex. NCBI's taxonomy places the organism in Eukaryota, Metazoa, Arthropoda, Insecta, Hemiptera, Aphididae. Gene Ontology annotation, molecular function: calcium ion binding; protein binding.
CAGUCGGUGUUCGCCAGUAAACAUUCAAAAUGGCGCAAUAAACAAAAGGACAGGUCCCGGUUUGUUCGUCCGUAGUUUUUUUUCCGCUCAUGAAUGUAGGGACAUACUCGGCCCAUCUAUCUAUAAUUAAUAUUUGCCAUUAUUUAUUCUGUUGGCUGUCGCCUGCCAAUUUUCGACAUCGCAAGGCGGUGUGCGCUUUCCUGAUCUGAAGUUUUCGUAUUGGCUAUAAACUCAAAGUUCAAAUUAAAAACAAAUAACAUGUUAGAAUCGUAGUAGCUGUAAUACCAUUAUUGUUGCACUAUCGAUUUCAAAAUGAUACAGCGGUUUUGUUUGUUGGGGAUUUUGAUUUUCAUCAACAAACCAUUGGCAACAAGUACAUCUGACGAUUCCAUCGAUGGAAAACUUAUCAGGUCUUGUAAACCAAAUCAAUUUUUAUGUGGUUCUGGYGAAUGUAUACCUUUAAAAUGGAAAUGUGACUUUAGCCCUGAUUGUGCUSAUGGAUCUGAUGAAUUUGAUUCAUGUGGCCUUCCAACAUGCAAGUAUUCUCAGUUCCAAUGUGCAUUAUCAAAAAAAUGUAUACCACAAGAAUGGAUAUGUGAUGGCGAACUUGACUGUGGAGCUUCUUUAAAUUCUACAGAACAAGAUGCAUCUGAUGAAGACUCAUUGCAAUGUCAAAAACCUAGUAGUUGUCCUCCAAAUAUGGCGAGAUGUGGUAAUUCGACUCAGUGUACAUAUAUUGAAUCGUUUUGUGAUGGUACUGCUCAUUGUGAAAAUAGCACUGACGAAGGAAGUUUUUGUGGGACUAUUGUUCCAUGUCAUGGUUUAAAUUGCACUCACGGAUGUAAGCCAACUGGAAAAGGUCCAGCUUGUUUUUGUCCUGAAGGAAUGCAACCUCRUAAUAAUGAAUGUAUAGAUAUGGAUGAAUGUGAAGUUUUAGAUUAUACUUGUGAUCAAAUAUGUACUAAUAAAAUAGGAUCUUAUAGUUGUAGUUGUGUUCCUGGUUAUAUUCAAAUUAAUUCAACAUGUAAAGCUAUCAAUGUUCCUGAAAAUGAACAUGCAUCAAUACUUGUUAGUACUUCUAAAGAUAUUCGAAGAAUAUACCUUAAUGGAAGUUCUUAUGCAGGCCAAAGAUGUAAUGUCCAAGCACUUUCUUUGACAUUUGAUCAUAGAAAUCAAACAGUUUGUUUUGUACAUCAAUACAACAAAACUAAUGGAACUAAAUUGAGUUGUGCUAAUAUUGAUAAUCUUUCUGURUAUUGGGAUUUACCUUCACCUACAUUUUUUCCAUUAUUAGCGACUACUCAUGUGGCAUUAGAUUGGGUAUCAAGAAACUGGUAUUAUGUUGAUGAUGAUCGAGAUAUGAUAUAUAUGUGUACUUCUAAUAUGAAAUAUUGUGAAAUUUUGAUUGAUGUUAAUUUGAAUAAACCUAGAAGUAUUGCUUUGGAUCCAACUAAAGGAUUUAUGUUUUUUACAAAAUGGGGACAAUAUCCUGCAAUGGUAGAAAGAGCUCAACUUUCAGGUCUUGAUAGAGUACCUUUGGUUGAACAAAAAAUAGUUUUUCCAUAUGGAUUAACUGUAGAUAUUCCAUCAGAACAUAUUUAUUGGGUGGAUACUUACUUAGAUUUUGUWGAGAGAAUUAAUUAUGAUGGAUCGAAUCGGCGUACAAUAAUAAAAGGAUAUCCUGUUAUAAAUUUAUAUGACAUAUCUGUGUUUGAAAAUCAUAUGUAUGUAACAUCUUGGAGAUUACAAAGUGUUAUAAAACUUAAUAAAUUUAACAGCAGUUAUUAUGAAUCUUUUAUCACAAACUUAAGUCGUCCAUUCACAAUUCAUGUAUAUCACAGACAAGAACAACCAGAAAUUAAUCAUCCAUGUAUGAUCAAUAAUGGUGGUUGUGAUCAUAUUUGUGUUACUGCUUAUAAAAAUAAAGAAGCUAUUGCCCACUGUUUAUGUCAACCUGGUUACAGACUUACUUCUGGAAAAUGUAUUUCAUCCAAAUUGCCUGCAUUUUUGAUAUUUGGUAAAAGUAAUCCACCAAUGAUUAAAGGCAUAUCUAUGAACUCAAAAAAUCAUAAACAUCAAAUUAUUUUACCAUUGGAUGCAGACAGAAAGCCUACAACUAUUGAUUAUGAUGUCAAAACACAAUCGAUAUAUUAUUCAGGAGGAAAAAAAAAUGCAAUUGAACGAAUGAGAUUAAAUGGAACAAAGAAAGAAUUAGUAAAAAUGUUACCAGAAAUGAAUUGUGAAGGUUUGGCUAUUGACUGGACUGGUCGAAAUUUAUUCUGGACAGAUGAAAGUUUGGGUACAGUUAAUGUAUUUAAAAUUGAUGAUCCAACUAAGCAAAAAGUAUUGAUAACCAAUAGAGUUCAUCAUCCUAGAUCCAUUGUACUAGAUCCUAAAAACGGUUUCAUGUACUGGGGAAAUUGGCCUCGAGGCUCUACUAGCUCUGGUGGAAAUAUUGAGAGAGCUUGGAUGGAUGGAAAUAAUCAAACAAAUUUUGUUAAUGUGGAUGUUGAAUGGCCAAUGAGCUUAACCUUGGACUUUUUUACUAGAAAGUUGUACUGGUCAGAUGUUUACAAGGAUAGAAUAGAAUGUAUUGAUUUGGAUGGUAGUAACAGGGAAAUUAUUAAACGAUCAAUUCCUUAUCCUUAUGGAAUUGCUAUAUAUAAUAAUUUAUUAUUUUGGACUGAAACUGUUUCUACUGGAGUAUUGGUGAAAAGCUAUGAUUUAGUAAAUAAAUCUCAAGAAACAUUAGGAAUUGAAAAUCCUCCACUUUAUACAUUAAAAGUAUAUAAUAGUGAAGCUCAAGUCAAAGCGUCUCCAUAUUGGUGUGAAAAUUUAGAUUUAUGUCCUGGAUUAUGUAUGUCUACUCCUAAUGGACCAGUUUGUAUGUGCAAUGAUGGUUAUCUGUUGAAAACAACUUAUGAUAAAAAAAAAGAAUGCGUCAAGUCUAGUAAUUAUUCUACUCCCAAUACCUGUAAAACGGACGAAUUUCAAUGUAUUAAGAAUAAACAGUGUAUAUCAAUGAAAUAUGUAUGUGAUGGAGAUAAUGAUUGUGGAGAUGGUUCAGACGAAGACACUUCAGAAUCUGCUGCAAAUGAAUGCGAAUUAUCAUCUGAUUGUUCACAUAUUUGCCAAAAUAGUCCUGAUGGUUACAUAUGUUUAUGUCCUACAAACAUGAUUCUUCAAAAUGAUAAUACCACAUGUUCAGUUGUGAGCCCUUGUAGUACUUGGGGACGUUGUUCUCAAAAAUGUGUAAAGCUUGGCCACUAUGGACACAAAUGUACUUGCAAUGAAGGUUAUCUACUGGCUACAGAUCAUUUUACUUGUAAAAGUAUAGAUACUAAUAUACCUCAAAUAAUAUUUAGUAACAAACAUGAAAUACGAGGAAUUGAUCUUGUUACAAGGAAUGUCAAAUCGUUAAUUUCUAGUUUGAAAAACACUGUUACAUUAGAUUUUUACCAUGCUAAAGAUGGAACUGAUACGGUCUAUUGGACUGAUGUAAUGGAUGAUAAAAUAUAUAAAGGAAAAAUAAUUGGUGGAUCAUUGAGCGACAUAGAAGUUGUAGUUCAAAAUGGCUUAACUACAGCUGAAGGACUUGCUGUUGAUUGGGUAGCUGGAAAUAUUUAUUGGGUUGAGAGUAAUUUAGAUCAAAUCGAAGUGGCUAAAUUAAAUGGAAGUUUUCGAAGGAGUUUAAUUGCUGGGGACAUGGAAAGUCCUAGGGCCAUUGCAUUAGAUCCAAGAUAUGGCUAUUUAUUUUGGACUGAUUGGGAUUCGUCAGCACCACGAAUUGAACGAUGCAGUAUGGCUGGUGAAUUUCGUCAAACUAUUGUAUUCGUAAGCAUGUAUUCUGAUGGAGAAUGGCCAAAUGGAUUAACAUUAGAUUACGAAUUAAAUCGUAUCUAUUGGAUUGAUGCUAAAUCAGAUACAAUACAUACGGUUGAUUAUAACGGUCAUAAUCAUCAUCUCGUAUUGAAGGGUCAUGAGCUUCUUUCUCAUUCAUUUGCUAUUACUCUUUUUGAAAAUGACGUGUAUUGGACUGAUUGGAGAAGUAAUUCAGUGAAUAAAGCUAAUAAAUGGACUGGUUUAAAUGUAACUGUUGUGCAGCAUACUGUUACACAACCAUUUGAUAUAAAAAUAUUGCACCCUAGCCGACAACCAAAAGGUUUAACUAUUGAUCAAGAAACAAAUACACUUUAUUGGGUUAAUUCUGAUAAACAUUCUAUACAGUCUUAUAGUAUACAAGAUUCUAGGAUAAACCCUUCUUUAAAUUUACCAGAAGAAGGUUUUCCAUCAUCUAUUGCUUUAUAUAAAAAUAAUAUAUACUAUGUGGACAACAGAUUAAUGAAUAUUCGAGUUGCAAAUAAAAUUACUGGAGAUGAAAAUGUUAUUUUUCGUAACAUAACUGCAGAUGUGUAUGCAUUGAGUCUUUAUGAUCCAUCUUUACAAAUGGGCAUCAACCCUUGUUCAAAAAAUAGAGGAAUGUGCUCUCAUCUUUGUUUACCUACUUCUGCUGAUCAUUGGGUUUGCAGUUGUGCUAUUGGAUACACUAUUGAUCCAAAAGAUAAGAAAAAAUGCAUUGGUGUCAGUGAAUUUUUACUAUACACCGUGGAGUCUGAAAUCAAAGGCAUAUCUUUAGUAAAAAAUGAUUCAAGUCAAGUUCUAAGUCCACUAUCUAAAACAUCAAUGGCAUAUAGCAUAGAUUUUUAUGAAGAAUAUAUAUACUGGUCGGAUGAUGAGCAAGGCACUAUUAUGAGAAUAAAACGUGAUGGAACUGGUCGACAAAUAAUUGUAAAUCAUGAACAUUCUGGUGAGACAUCAGGUGCUUGGGUAUCAGGAAUUGCUAUUGAUUGGAUCGCUGGCCAUAUUUAUUGGGCUAAUCCGUCUUUAAAUAUUAUUCAAGUGGCUUAUCUUAAUGGAUCUAAUGCUUAUGUGGUGGUAGAUAGUGGAGAUACCAUGGAGAGGCCUAAUUCAUUGGCUGUAGAUCCUGUUGCUGGUUUUAUUUUUUGGAGUAUUCGACGUUAUCAUGGAGUCUCAAGAGCGACUUUAGAUGGUAUGAAUAGAAAGAGUAUUUUACUURAUAAAGAUCAACCAUAUGUCGAAGAUAUUACAUUGGAUUACACGAACCACAAAUUAUACUUUUGUCAACAAAGUUUGAUUGGCCGUUGUAAUUAUGAUGGUACUGAAUAUGAAAUAUUAUAUGAAGAUAAAGAUAGUAACCCUGCAAGUGUUGUUGUACAUAAUGGUUAUAUUUAUUGGCUUGGAAUUAUGCAAGUACAAGGUUCAUCAUCAUUAAUGGUUUCCCCUAUUAAUAAUUUAUCUGCAUCUGAGGAAUUAACACGAGAAUUUGGAGAACAUCCAAAAGAUGUGCAAAUAUUUUCAAAAAGUCGUCACCAGGGAUCUAAUAUUUGUACUGUUCAUAAUGGAGGAUGUCAAGAACUAUGCUUAUUUAAUGGGACCCACGGGGUUUGUGCUUGUGCACAUGGUAUUGUUGGAUCUGAUGGGAAGAAAUGUGAAGAUUAUACUACAUUUCUCAUGUAUUCUCGAGUGGAUAAAAUUGAUAGUGUUACUAUAUUUGAAAAUCCAAAUUUGAACACACCAUUUAGAGUCAUGCAGUCAAAAACUUUUAUGCAGAAUAUAAUUGCUUUGUCUUAUGAUUAUGCACGUUCUUUAUUAUUUUACUCUGAUAUUCAACGUGGAACUAUUGAUGCUAUUCAUUUUAAUAAUACAGGCCAUAGAGUAAUAGCAGAAAAUCAAGGUUCUGUAGAAGGUAUUGACUAUGAAAUGAGUGAAAAUAUGUUGUACUGGACAAACAGUUAUGCAUCUAUAAGUCGAUUAAAUUUAAGCCAACCAGAUGCUGUUCCUGAGAUAGUUUUGAAAUUAGGACAAUCAGAUAGACCACGUGGCAUAGCAAUUGACAUCUGUGAGAUACUGAUUUUUUGGACCAAUUGGAAUGAUUUAAAACCGAGCAUUCAAAGAGCUUAUGUUAAUGGAUUUAUGUUACAAUCAAUUAUAACAACUGAUAUUCAGAUUCCUAAUGCUCUUACAAUAGAUCAUACAACUCAUAAACUAUAUUGGGGCGAUGCAAAGUUAGAUAAAAUCGAGCGAUGUGAAUAUGAUGGAACAAAUCGCGUGGUACUUGCUGAAUUAUAUCCUCAACAUCCAUUUGACAUUGCUGUAUAUGGUGAUUAUUUUUUUUGGACUGAUUGGAUGUUAAAUGCAGUCUUACGAGCUGACAAAUACACUGGUGAAAAUAUUGCAUGGAUAAGAAAAGAUGUCCAUAGACCUAUGGGGAUAGUCGCAGUUGCUGAAAAUAUUAAUGAUUGUAGUAGAAAUCCAUGCAGAUUAUUCAAUGGACAGUGUGAAGAUAAAUGCAAUUUAAAUAUUAAAGGUGCUGUUGAAUGUUCUUGUUUUAACAACCGUACACUUCUACCCGAUAAACAUAGAUGUGUUGAAAACAAAUUAGAAAAUAAUUGUUCAAAUAAUGAAUUUUGGUGUUCAUCUAAUGAAUGUAUACCCUUUGAAAACACUUGUGAUGGUAUAAACCAUUGUCUUGAUGAAUCUGACGAAGAUUUAAAAUAUUGUGCCACAAGAUCUUGUCCAGAAGGAUUUUUCUCUUGCCCAGAUUUAAAACAAUGUCGUCCAAAUAGCAAAAAAUGUGACGGACUUUUUGAUUGUUUGGAUGGUUUUGACGAAUUAGAAUGUUCUUGUAGAAAUACUACUUUCUUCCGUUGUAAAUCUGGUGAAUGUGUAGCUCCAAAUUUACGUUGUGAUCAUGAUCCUGACUGUAGUGAUGCAAGUGAUGAAAUUGGUUGUGAUCUUAAGAUUUGCGAAGAUUUGGUUUUAAAUGCUAAAAUAAUAAGCUGUAAUACAACUACUGCUUGUAUCCAUCCAAAUUGGAUUUGUGAUGGUCAAAAUGAUUGUUGGGAUAAUAGUGACGAACAAAAUUGCUCAACAAUAAAACAUCUARCUCCUGAAGAAAAUAAUUGUUCAUCUGUUGAUUUUAAAUGUUCAAAUGGUAAAUGUAUUUCUAAAUCAUGGAAAUGUGAUGGUGAUGAUGAUUGUGGUGAUUCAUCAAAUACCUCUUUGCCUUCUUCAGAUGAGAUAAAUUGCCCUAUAAAAUGUAAAUCAACUGAAUUUUAUUGCAAAACCAAAUUUGAAACAUACGAGUGUUUACCAGCAUCAUGGCUAUGUGAUGGAACUCCAGAUUGCUUGGAUAGUUCUGAUGAACCAGUAAAUUGCUUAAGUAGAAAUUGUUCAAGUAGUGAUUUUCAUUGUAAUAAAACUGGACGAUGUAUACCAUCUACUUGGGUAUGUGAUAAAGAUGAUGAUUGUGGUGAUGGUUCUGAUGAGAACGAAGAAAAAUGUUUAAUUAGCAAUUCAACUUGUCCUAUAACCAAGUUUGAAUGCGUUAAUAAGAAAUGCAUUUUUGAGGCAUAUUAUUGUGAUGGUCAUGAUGACUGUGGAGACAAUUCAGAUGAGCCUGAAAACUGUAAGGUAUGUGAUUCUGCUAAAGAAUUUAUGUGUGAAAAUGGUGCUUGCAUUUUAUUAACUGACGUAUGCAAUGGUAAAAAUGAUUGCGGUGACAAUUCUGAUGAGAAUUUUCACACCGAAGUGUGUAAACAUUAUAAAAAUGAAAGUUGUUCAUGGCCUAAUAAUUUCUUUUGCCAUAAUAAAGUGUGUAUCAAUGCAAAUCUUACCUGUAAUGGACAAGAUGAUUGUGGAGAUUUUAGUGAUGAAGACAAGUGUAAUGUUAAUGAGUGUGCACUAGAAUCUAUUACUCAAAUUUUUCGUCCUUGUGAGCAUAUUUGUAUAGAUCAUCCUGUUGGUUAUGAAUGUAAAUGCCAUCCUGGCUAUAAGUCCGUGGGUACCUCAUGCCAUGACAUAAACGAAUGCAAUUCUACUGAAAUAACAAAACCUUGUAACCAAAUAUGUUAUAACACCAUAGGAUCUUAUAAAUGUGACUGUACUGCAGGUUAUACAUUAUUACGAGAUGGUUUUUCAUGCAAAGCUUCAACAAUUGAAAAGCCAAUGCUUAUUUUUGCUAAUAAACACAAUAUCAAACAAAUUGAUUUACGAGGAAUGAAAAUUGAAAUUGUAGUAGAUAAUUUAACUAAUGCUGUUGCGGUUGAUUAUGAUUAUGCCGAUAGUUGUUUCUAUUGGUCUGACAUUUCCAAUCAAGGCAGUACAAUCAAACGAAAAUGCAAAGACACGGCUUCUGAGAGAUUACAUGGCCCAGUCAUUAAAAGUCCUGAUGGUAUUGCGGUGGACUGGGUUGCUAAAAACUUAUAUUGGUGUGACAAGGGUAAAGACACAAUCGAGGUGUCUAAGUUAAAUGGUCAAUUUAGAAAAGUUUUAAUAAGUAAAAGCUUACAAGAACCUAGGGCCAUCAGUUUAGAUCCUAUUCGAGGAUAUAUGUAUUGGACUGAUUGGGGGGACGUGCCUUAUAUUGGUAAGGCUGGAAUGGACGGUAGUGAGCCUAAAGCUAUUUUAAAUGAAUCUCUUGGUUGGCCAAAUGCCUUAGUAAUAAGCUUAGCUACAGAAGAACUUUUUUGGGCUGAUGCAAAAGAGGACUAUAUUGCUUAUUCUGACUUAAAUGGAAACAAUAGACAUGUUAUUAUGAGUAGAAAAAUUGAUCCUUUUAUGAAUAUACAUCAUGUAUUUGCUAUCACUUUAUUUGAAAACUUUGUUUAUUGGUCUGAUUGGGAAACAAAAAGCAUUCAUAAAUGUCAUGUAUAUUCAGGCCAAGAAUGUCGAAAUGUUACAUCACUUCUUUACAGGCCGAUGGAUAUUAAAGUUGUACAUCCUCUUUUACAACCAUCAAGAGCAUAUAACCCAUGUGAAAAAAAUAAUGGCGGAUGUAAAGGUUUGUGUCUAUUAUCGCCAAAUUUGGGUAGAACAUGUGCWUGUCCGCAAGAUUUUAUUCUUGCACCAGACAAUAUGAAUUGCAUUGCAAAUUGUUCUUCGUCACAUUUUGUGUGUGCUAAUACAUUUAAAUGCAUACCCUUUUGGUGGCAUUGUGAUAAACAUGAUGACUGUGGUGAUGGUUCUGAUGAGCCUGAUACUUGUUCAGAUUUUCGGUGUACUCCAGGGCAGUUCCAAUGUAAAAAUCAUCAAUGUAUACAGCCUUCACAAAUAUGUAAUGGCAUAUUUGAUUGUAAAGACAAUUCUGAUGAAGAGAAUUGUGGAAAUUAUACAUGUCUUGAUACGGACUUUAAAUGUCAACAUGGUUCUAAAUUCAGUAAAUUACYAAUGCCAACUUGUAUAUCAAAUCAGCUAAAAUGCAAUGGUCGUAAUGAUUGUUUGGAUGGCGAAGAUGAGAAAAAUUGUAAAUCAAAAACAUGUGGUUCAAAAGAGUUCAAAUGUGAAAUUACUGGGAAGUGUAUUCCAAAUGUGUUUAUCUGUGAUGGUGAAUAUGAUUGUGGUUUUGGUGAUAAUUCUGAUGAACCAGAAAAUUGUACUUCGAGAUCAUGUUCACCAGAUGAAGUGCGUUGUAAAAAUGGUCGAUGUAUCCAUUCAACAUGGAUGUGUGAUGGGGAAAAUGAUUGUCCUGAUAUGGACGAUGAACCACCUUCAUGUUAUAAUAUCACUUGUGAUCCAACAUACUUUAAGUGUGCUAAUGGAAAGUGUAUUCCAGGUCGUUGGCGAUGUGAUUAUGAAAAUGACUGUGGUGAUAGAUCUGACGAAAUUGGCUGCUCACCUAGAAAUUGUUCAGAAUAUGAAUUUCGAUGCUCUGAUGGUCGAUGUAUACCAGCUAGUCAAAAAUGUGAUGGUAAAAUAAACUGUUCAGAUCAUAGUGACGAAGAUGAAUGUGAUUCACGUAUUACUUGUGGUAGUGACGACUUUCACUGUAAUGGUUCCUAUCAUUGUAUUUCACCAAAAUGGAGGUGUGAUGGGGAUCAAGACUGUCCUGAUGGUUCUGAUGAGUGGAAUUGUACAGAUAAACUUGGAAAAGGAUGUUCAAUCAGUCGUAAUGGUCAAUUUGUUUGUAAAAAUGGUGAUUGCAUAUCACUUGGAAAUAGAUGUGAUGGCGAAGAAGAUUGUGCCGAUGGUAGUGAUGAAAAUCGAACUAUGUGUGCAUUAGUAGCUUGUCCACCAGGAAAAUAUCGCUGUGACAAUCAUAAUUGUGUAUUUAAUACAAAUGUCUGUGAUGGUUUGGAUCAUUGUGGUGAUGGUUCGGAUGAAACUAAAACGGCAUGUGCCAGUGCUAGUGAAAUAUGCGAUUCAAGUAAAUUUAGAUGUGCAAAUGGGCUAUGUAUAAACAGACAUCUUCGCUGCAAUGGAUUUUUUGACUGUCCAGAUAAUUCAGAUGAACAACUAUGUAAUGUUACUAAAACAUCAUGCCAAUAUGGGACAUGCUCUCAGAUUUGCGUACCUAAAAAAAACUYUACUCAUUCUUGUCAUUGUGCCUCUGGUUAUAGYGUAACUCUUCCUAAUAAAUCAUGUCAGGCUAUUGGCACUCCAGCAUUAUUAGUUGUAGCUAACAACGAAGGAGAUAUUUUCUUUGUUGAUCCAUACAAAUCUCAUGAGAACUUAUUUAAAUAUUCUGCUGUUACAAUACCAUCUCAUAAAAUACAUUCAAUUGAUAUAUUGUGGACAAUAAAUGAAACAUAUCUGUUUUGGAGUGAUCAUAACUCUAAAGCCUUAUAUUCCACAAUUAUUGAUAAAUCAAAUCGAACUACCCGUGAUGUAAAUAAUGCUAAAAAAAUCAUUCAAACUAUAGGCACCCCUGAAAGUAUUGCUGUGGAUUGGAUUACAAAAAAUUUGUAUUGGAUUGAAACUUCCGACAGAACUAAAGCUAUUAAAGUAGCUACACUGGAUGGGAAAAAUAUAAGAACUUUGGUAAAACUUGAAAUAGAGCGUAGACCACAAAAUAUUGUGUUAGAUCCUCAGUCUGGAAAAAUGUAUUGGACUGAUUUGGGUCGUAAACCACAUAUUGAAACAUGUUCAAUGGAUGGUUACAACAGACGAACAUUUAUUAGUGAGUCUGUUCGUAGCCCUGCAGGUAUCACAAUUGAUUAUGCUGCUCGCCGUUUGUAUUGGUCAGACACUAAGCCUUACACUAUAGAAUCUGUUUUAUUAGACGGAAAAGGACGCAAAGUUAUUCAUAAAUUUCCUAAAGGUAAACAUCCAACUAAUAUUGAGUUAUUUGAGGAUUCAAUUUAUGUAUCACUUUUGACGACAAUUGUAAAAAUUGACAAGUUUGAUGAUAAGAAUGUAACUAUCUUAUCUAAAAAUAUCUUUAGGGCUACAGACUUAGUUAUUAUGCAAGAGAAUAAACAUUCAAAAGACUUGAUAAACUAUUGUGUUAUAAAUCCAUGUCAUCAUACUGCAUUGUGUACUUUGAGUACGAAUCCUAAAAAUAGAACUUGUAUGUGUGCUGAUGAUCAAGUAGAAGUUCCCUCAUUGACGGAUGACAUUGAAUGUGUAGAUAAGCAAACUCCUCCUUUAAUUUGUGAUCCAUCAUGUGAUAUGGGUGAAUGUGUUUUAAAUGUGACAUCAGCAUUAGGUUAUUGUAAAUGUAAUCCAUUUUUUGGUGGAAAGACUUGUAAUGAGUAUGAAUGCCAUAAAUAUUGUCACAAUAAAGCCUCUUGUUAUGUACUCCAUGAAGACAUACUGGAAGAAUCCAAACUUAAGUGUCUAUGUUCUAUUAAUUGGACUGGUGAUAGAUGUGAUAUUCCUGUACCUCCAAAUGGUUGUCCAAAAGGGGUUUGUUUAAAUGGCGGAACUUGUAUUGACAAUAUUUGCGACUGUAUGGAUGGCUUUACAGGUGAAUUUUGUGAAAAAUGUGUGAAUGUUGAUUGUAAAAAUGGAGGAAUAUGUGUUUUAUCUGAUUCUGGCCAUGGAGAAUGUCAGUGUCCUGCUGGAUAUACGGGCCCCUCAUGCACUAAAUCAGAUUGUGAUAACUACUGUAUUAAGGGAACUUGCUAUUUAGAUUCCAAUGGUCCUAUUUGUAAAUGCCAUGAAGGAUAUACUGGCCCACAUUGUGAAUUUGUCAAUUGUGAUAUCAAUAAUUGUUUAAAUGGCGGAUCAUGUUAUAUCAAAGACAAUGGAACUGCUUGUUUAUGUUUGCCACAAUUCAAAGACCCAACUUGUCGUAUUGAUAUUUGUAACUGUACAUGUGAUAAAAAUGACCACGAGUGUCACAUAUAUUGCCCUCCCAAUCGGAAAUAUCCAUUAUGUGAUCAAUUAAAUGCUACCACGAAUUUGUGUCAUCCAGAAAUGUGCAAAAAUGGCGGUACUUGUAUCAUUGUUGAUGGACUACCUGCCUGCAGAUGUGUUGGCCUUUGGGGUUCAUCUGACUGUAGCAAUAUAAUUGUGGACUCUGGAUCUUGUUUGGGUUAUUGUUAUAAUAAUGGUACAUGUUACAUGGAAUCAAAUUCAGGUGUAGAUGAACCUAAUUGUAAAUGUAGUUCAGGAUGGACUGGACCACGGUGUACUGAUCRGUUUACUUGUGCAAAUUAUUGUAUUAAUGGUGGCACAUGUAUAGAGCCUGAAGAAUCAMUUGGGAUAUUAUCAUGCCAUUGUCAAAAAGGUUAUGUUGGCGAUAGAUGCCAAACCCAAUUAAUAGUAGAAUAUACGUCUACAGAUCAACAAAAUAAACACACUAUAAAUGCUUUGUGGGUAAUAUUCUUAAUAAUUGUACUGUCAAUUAUCAUUACUGCUACUACAUAUUAUUUCACCAAGCUUAGAAGAAGAGGUCGUUCAUUUUUACAUGUAAGAAUGCAAGAAAAUGCAGAAGUCAAUAACCCAAUGUAUAUACUAGAUGAUAUAGAUGAUGAAGAUGUUAAUCUGGAUCGUUCUUUUCCAUUACAAGAAAAACCUAGUGGACAUUUUGGAAACCCAGUAUACGAUUCUGUGUACAGUGCUAGUAGUAGUGCAUCUGUGACUGGCAGUGAAGAAAGCAAAGGUCUUCUACAGAGCACUAAUUUAACAAAUCAAAUAUUGUCACCAGGAAAUAGCCACGAUGAAACAUAASAGUAAAUUACUUACUAAUACCUAGUAUACUAAUUUUAAAAACUUUUUACCAAUAUUAUAGUUCGGCAGUUUAAAACAAACAAUUAAAGAAUKACCUGCUUGGUUAUUUCUCCUUAUUCCUUUCUCAUAUGCAGCUAAUUGUAGAUUAUGAUAAUUAUUUUGUACAGCUAUUCACUAUCAUUAAUACUAGUUCCUAUUUCUGUAUGAAAAAAUAAUAACAGUACAACAAUGUUUUCUAUUAUAGUACUAACUUAAUAAUAAGUAUAAACUAUCCAUGGUAAAAUGUAUCUAUAUCAGUAAAUCGAAAAUUAUAUUUGAUAAUGGCAGUUGAUGACGAUUUAAUAUAAGGUACUGAUCAUUUUUUUUGUAUUAUAUGCGGAUUAGAUUUUGUUUUAGAUAGAUUUUCUGUAAUCUGACAAUGUAGAACUCCAGUUUAAAAAAAAAAUUUGUUUAGUAGUUAUUUAGAUUUAAGGUUCUUUUGUUUUUAUACUAGGUACAGAUGUUUUACUUGUUAUAUGUAAGUUAAAACUUGUUUUUUUUUUUAAACUCAAUCUGGUUUAUAAACAUUCAAUUAAUGUUGAAUUUAUAAAUGGACCAGUCAAUUUGUGAUUUAGUCAUAGUAAUGUGCAGCUCUUGUCAAUUUGAAAUCUGAACAAUUAACUAAUGUUACCAAUAAUAACAAAUAAUCUCAUUUAAUUUAAUUUUCUGAUUGAGAUAUUAUCUUAGUGAGGGUUGCUUAAAUUUAGGUAGGUUCUAGGUAUGAUUUAUAAUAAUCUGGUAAGACAUUAAAUUACAAACCUUAUUAUUGUAUACAAUCUUUAUAAACUUAAAAUU